Messenger RNA from Rattus rattus (black rat), 3073 nucleotides. RefSeq names its product zinc finger and BTB domain containing 8B (gene Zbtb8b). The transcript has 4 exons. The record is from RefSeq and is a predicted model, not a curated record. Gene Ontology annotation, molecular function: DNA-binding transcription factor activity, RNA polymerase II-specific; RNA polymerase II cis-regulatory region sequence-specific DNA binding; protein binding. Lineage: Eukaryota; Metazoa; Chordata; Mammalia; Rodentia; Muridae. Gene Ontology annotation, biological process: regulation of transcription by RNA polymerase II. The coding region runs from base 10 to 1557 and encodes 515 amino acids.
CGCAGGUGAAUGAAAGGGGGCGUGUCAGUACGCUCAGCUCGCUGGAGGAGGCUGGAACCCGGUGCCAGAGCUCCAGGCCCCUCCAGAGCAGCAGCGGCUGGUGGAGAAAUGGAGGCACAGACCUAUAGCGCCAAGCUCUUGGGGGAGUUGAAUGAGCAGCGGAAACGAGACUUUUUCUGUGACUGCAGCAUCAUCGUGGAAGGGCGCAUCUUCAAGGCGCACAGGAACAUUCUGUUCGCUAACAGUGGCUACUUCCGCGCCCUGCUGAUCCACUACAUCCAGGACAGCGGGCGACACAGCACAGCCUCCUUGGACAUCGUCACCUCCGACGCCUUCUCCACCAUCCUAGAUUUCCUCUACUCGGGGAAGUUGGAUCUGUGUGGCGAGAACGUGAUUGAAGUCAUGUCAGCGGCCAGCUACCUGCAGAUGAAUGACGUGGUCAACUUCUGCAAGACGUACAUCAGGUCAUCCCUGGACAUUUGCAGAAAGAUGGAGAAGGAGGCCGCUGUGGCUGCAGCAGUGGCGGUGGCCGCCGCGGCAGCCGCGGCUCAUCAGAUAGACAGCGAAAGUCCAAGUUCAGUGCUGGAGGGGACUUCCUGUGGCACCAAGAGCUUUGUCUCCUCCCCAGUAGAUGGAGAAGGGAGUCUGGACUGUACAAGAUCAUCUUGUGAUGACUGCCAUCCCCUAGAACUGGUGGCUAAAGACAGCCAGAGCUCUGGGGCCUCCGACAGUGACCUUUGUAUCGUUCCCAGAAGGGUUGAACCUAAGGUGGAGUUCGACGUUGCCAGAGUGGAGGUGGAGACUGACGAACAGCUACAGCAGUACGCCGCCCCAUUGGCCCAUGCGGAGGAAGUCCUGCCCAGUAACCAGGCCUUGGAUUUGACUUACAGCAGCUACCACGUGAAGCAGUUCCUGGAGGCUCUCCUACGCAAUGGUGCUGUCCAGAGCAGAGAUGACAUGGAUCAUCCUUUUUCUCGUGGCUUGGAGGGAAGACUGGAAGGUCCAGGGGUGGCCGUGAAUUCGGUGAUGGACGUUCAGAACGACUGGUAUAGAGAGGACUCAGGUGACGUGCUGGUGGUCCCCAUCAAGCUCCACAAGUGUCCUUUCUGCCCUUACACUGCCAAGCAGAAGGGCAUCCUCAAGCGGCACAUCCGGUCGCACACUGGCGAACGGCCUUACCCCUGCGAGACCUGCGGCAAGAGGUUCACGAGGCAGGAGCACCUUCGGAGCCACGCCCUGAGCGUCCACAGAUCCAGCCGCCCAAUUAUCUGCAAAGGCUGUCGGAGGACCUUUACGAGCCACCUGUCCCAGGGGCUGCGGCGUUUCGGGCUGUGCGACAGCUGCACCUGUGUCACAGACCCUCACGACGACGAUGACGACCUGAUGCCCGUCAACCUUAGCCUGGUGGAGGCGUCUUCCGAAAGCCACGAGAAGAGUGACACCGACGACUGGCCCAUCUACAUAGAGUCCGGCGAGGAGAACGACCCAGCUGCGGAGGAUUCUGACGACAAGCCGUACAUCCGGCCCACCUUAGCAGCCCCUGAGAUGCUUACCUAGCAGUGACUCAGCGGGCAGCUUAUAAGUGUUAACGGCUUGUUCUGCGGUGAGAGCUACCAUUUGUUGAGUUCCGUGAGACUUGGGGAUCCUCUCCCCGAAAUGUUGUUACACUUGGAUUUUUCGUUAGACCACUUAAUGUGGAGGCUGGAUGCUGUGACCCCAAGGACUGAUGACAUUUUACCCUUGGUUCUGACUGAAUCAAGGUUGAGCCCUGAGGCUUCUUUAUUGUCCUGCUGAGAAGCUGUCUGGGCAGGAGGAAGAAAGCACCCUCCAUAGCACUAUGCCCAUCUUUUACUUUCUUACGUCAUUACCGUCUUCUAAAGAAGUGGUGAGAAUAUGUUGUCAGAACUUCAGUCUUUCUCCUGCCAGGCUUCUUGUAAUGAAUUCCACAGUUUAAUUUUCUGGAAAUCGGCUUCGAUAAAAGCAGGCAGGGCUGACGACGUGGUCAUAAAAUAAACCUAAGACUGUACUCCUAAAGGCUGGGGGAAGCUAAGUGCAGACAAACUCUGAAACAAGUUCAUGUGGGCCUUCUUGUUGGUCUACCUGGAUUGAAUUAAAUUAAAUGAACGCCUAGAGGAGAGCCAGUGAGCCAGGGCAAGGUAGUGUCUCUGUCUAGUCUGCUAUUUGACAAUUCCAUACAUUCUGAAUAGGGAAUUCAGAAUUCCCCUAUUCUGAGAUUGUAAAGCAAGUCAUUUGGGCAAAAGUCAAAAGGCUCCCUGGUUUUCUUAGUCAUUUCCUGGACAAGCAACCUGGACAUGUGUGCCCCGCUGAGAUCCGGUCACCUAGUUUAUGCCCAGACUUGAGCUGCAGGGGGAACGUCCAUGCCUAACUAACAUUUGGGUUUUAGAGGACCUUCUAGAAGGAAGGAACUGGCUAGAGCAGGUUUUAAGCUAGUCUGUUUUUCACCCACUCUGCAGCCAGGUUACAAUUCCAGCAAAGCAAGUUGAGUGUCUUUAAAGUAUCAAAGGACAGGAAAGACCAUGGAUGACAGGUGCCCUAGAAGGGAUUCACAGACUUUUCUUCUGUUAAAGUACCAACGUGACUUUAAAAGAAAUCCCUUGUCUUCCUUUAGUUUUAAUACAAUUUCAAAAAGCAGUGAAAUCACCAAUCUCUCUGCCUCUUGAACAGUACCUAGUGAGAAACAUUUAUAAAAUGACUUGUAUUUAUUGUCUUGCUAUUGAAGAGUUGAAGCUUUUUUUUGUCUGUCUGUGUUUUGAGACAGGGUUUCUCUGUGUAGUCUUGGUUGAUGUGGAACCCACUAUGUAGACCAGGCUGGCCUCGAACUCCUGAAGUUCUGACCGUCUCUGCCUCCCAAGGGCUAGUUUUAAAGGUGCACCACCUCACUUGACAGGACUGGGGGUACAGCUCAUUGUCUAUCAUUAGGAAGGCCCUAGGUACUCUAGUACUCUAUAGUACUACAAUAGAUAGAUACCUAAUUUUGUGUUGUCUACAAGAAAAAAAGCCAUUAAUAAAGAAAAGAAAAGAAAAAGAAGAAAGAAAGCAAAGGGGCUGGAGA